AUGGCGAGCGCGAGCCAGGCGACGCAGGUCAAAUCAUCGAAGGAGAGAGCAGCUUGGCGCGGCCCGCCACCGUCCUCGACCAAGUCUGGUAGCUCUGGCAGCGGCUCCAAAGACGGCGAACCACCAGCCCAACGACCACGCCUGCAAGGGCGCGGAGCAGCACGCCAGGCAGCCGCAGACGACGAGCCCGCGGGGAUGGAGGAGGAGGACGAGGAGGAGGAGGAUGAGGAGGAGGAGGAGGAGGGCGACGAACCACGCCGAGCCCGGCGCAGAGGCGGACGACGCGCCCACAGAGGCCACCACACGGACAAGAGCUGGACGAACAAAGACAAGAACAUGCACGCUCUCCUCAUGGCCCUGAUGACGCUUACCCUACAGAACAUUCAUUAG
Messenger RNA from Prorocentrum cordatum, 390 nucleotides. NCBI's taxonomy places the organism in Eukaryota, Dinophyceae, Prorocentrales, Prorocentraceae. The record is from the annotation of a GenBank genome assembly.